AUGGAGGAGCUCCUCUCCAUCCCCGGGAUCUCGCUCGCGACGGACGAGGACCGCCCCGGCGGCGACCGCGGCGACGCGACGGCGCCCGGCGCGGACGCCGCCGAGGCGGUCGUCGUCGCGGACGCGGGGACGAGCGCGAGGGAGACGCGCACGAGGAAGCGCGCGAGGAAAGACGCCGGCGACGCCGACGCCGCCGCCGACGCCGACGACGCCCCCGCGCCCGCGCCCGCCCCCGCGCCCGCGCCCGCGCUCGAGCGCGUCGAGACGAGAGAAGCGGUCCUCGUCCCCGCUCGGCUCGUCGGCGCCAUCGUCGGCGUCGGCGGGCACGGCGCGCGCGCCAUCUCGGGCCUGACCGCGACGACGCUCACGUUCGAGCGCGACGACGGGAUCGUCAACGCGGGGUCGUCCACGCGCGAGGUCGUCAUCGAGGGCGUCCCCGACGCGGUCGCCGCCGCGAAGGAGAUGCUCCUGAGACGCGUCGAGGAGGAGCUCGAGGACGAGCGCGGGGGUAAUGAGGCGUCGCGAGAGAUGGGGCCGAUCGAGCCCGACGGCCUCGUCGCCGCGAUCAUCGGCAAGGGCGGGGUCACCUCGCGCGCGAUCGCGACCGUCUCCGGCGUGGACGCGUUCAGGUGCGUGGACGAGGUCGACCGAGGCGUCCUCGCGAGGUUCGGGGGGAGCAACGGAGCCGUCGCGCGGUGCGUCGGCGUCGUGCAGCGAUUCUUGGAGCACGGCGCGGACGUCGACGGCGCGCACGCGUACGCGGCGACGAUCGUCGCGGAGGCGGAGGCGAUGCGACGCGCCGCGGAGGAUGCGAGGAUGGGGAUGGAGACCGCGAGGAAGAGGGAGAGGGUGGCGGGAGAGGGAGACGGCGGCGGCGGCGGCGGCGGCGGCGGCGGCGGGGACGGCGGCGGCGGCGGCGGCGGGGACGAGCUCGACGAUCGGUGGGGAGGAUGGCGGACCGUGGCGACGAAACAUCCCGACGGGAGCGACAUGACGAUGUACACGAACGUCGUCACGGGCGAGACCACGUACGACGCGCCGAAGCCGCGGGCGUCGUAG
Messenger RNA from Micromonas pusilla CCMP1545, 1059 nucleotides. RefSeq lists its product as uncharacterized. The record is from RefSeq and is a predicted model, not a curated record. Gene Ontology annotation, biological process: regulation of gene expression. Bases 1 to 1059 code for a protein of 352 amino acids. The transcript has a single exon. Gene Ontology annotation, cellular component: nucleus; cytoplasm. Gene Ontology annotation, molecular function: mRNA binding. NCBI's taxonomy places the organism in Eukaryota, Viridiplantae, Chlorophyta, Mamiellophyceae, Mamiellales, Mamiellaceae.